AUGGAACUACUUCCAGCUGCACUACGAAGCAAGCAGAACGAGAUGUUUGCCAGAAUGAAGAAGUGUGCAACGAAGGAACAUUUUUGUGCUUUGUAUUUGGAGGAUCGCCUUUGGAGGAGGAUAGUUGGUGGGUCGCAGGAGGAGAUGGACAAAUGCUUCGAAUUAUUAAACGAGCAGUCUGAGUACAUAAAGUUCACCCGGGAGAAACCGAGAGAAAACUGGCCUCUGUUUUUGGACGCCAAAUAA
Molecule: messenger RNA, 246 nt
Organism: Angiostrongylus costaricensis
Lineage: Eukaryota; Metazoa; Nematoda; Chromadorea; Rhabditida; Metastrongylidae
Source: the annotation of a GenBank genome assembly